AUGAAAAGGCUGACAAGCAAAGAGCAAAUUGGCCAGCAUUCCAUGGCAGUUGGGUCAUGCUGGCUAGGUGUGAUCAAUGGCUCCUUUGCCAAGAUCUUUUUCAACUGGCUCCUGCUGCAUCAACACCAAGAAAUAGGUAAGUGACAACAUACUGUGAAUUAAAGUGGCUGCCCCUCAAUGCAGUUUAACCACCCUUGUACCCACAACAUAAGGAUGGAUUUUUCUCUUUCAGCAUCUAUUUUAAGGUGUGGAGUGCUAAUCCCUACUGGUUAAGGGUGAGAACCAAGAUGGGUUCAUUUUGAUUGUGGAUGAAUUAGUCCAGGGAAAAAUUAUGAGAUCACCAUACAUAUGGUGAGUGGGUUGGAGAGAAAGAAGAUUUGAAGUAGCAUUUUCACCAGUUUGGUAUACUUGAGAAGCAAAUAAGAAAGACUUGGAAGAAAGGGGAGGGGUGUGGAUUUACAUUGGGGUAUGUGAGGAUAAAGCCCUUGUACCAUGUGAAGACAGCUGAUCCAUUUAAGAUCUGGUAAAGAUGAAGAUUAAGGGUUAUAUCCAACUAUGUCAUACUUGGCAUUGAUUUCUACUUAAAUCAAUGGAUUUUAGUUAGUCAUGUCAUGAUGUGAUAUCAGUUCACCUGGUUUUAAAUGAGAUCUUCAUUUAUUGAUUCAAGGACAGUCCACGGCAACUAAAUGCAACACGUGCCACAUCACUUGCAUGCACAUAUUUUUACAAUGGAUAGGAAAAGAAAUUCUGCCUUAGCCACAAUGGGCCCAAACAGUUGGAGAAAGUAUUGAAUUUUGGAACUGCACAGGUGCAGUCAGUACUGUGACUCACAAAAGAUAAAUAUAUUACAGCUCCCUCCCUCCCUUUGUGUGUGAGGGGUGGGGGGUGCUUCCACAUUACACAUUUAGUGUGGAAUUGUUGCACUUUGUUCACUCACCAUUUACUGGGCAGCUAUAUGGUGCCAUCAUCAAAUUGUUGACCACCUGUGCUUUCCUUGUGUUCUUGUCAUCUGUUGUGAAAGAACAGCAUUGUGGCACAAAACCGGCAGAUAUCAAAUGCCCUAGCUCUACUCUUUGGUCUUUUAAACCAGGUGUGUUUUUGAAGUGUGCUGUGAUGUAUUGUCAAGUGUCAAAUGUUCUUUUUAGGGGAUUCCUCAAAGCCCCAGAGCACUUUCUUACUUCCAAGUCUGCCUAGAAGAUUCCUAAUCUCCGAAAGAUUUAGGGAUCCCUCUCACCACAGGCUUUAGCUCUGUUAAUAAUCUUAUUCUCUUUUGCUGGUGUGCCAUUGGGCUUUUUCACCCAGAACUGCCCAAACCUCCUUCUUUGCACUCUUUAGUCCUUUUAGCUCUCUCGUGUCCUUUUAGCUAUUUAUAGGUGUUUCCUGAAUUAUGCACCUCCCUGGGUUCUAUCCCAAAUGCCCGCUUGUUUUCUUCUCCCACCUCCUUCCACUGUUUUUGUGCCAUCUCCACUCCCUGCCACUAUCAUCACUUUGCCACACCUGCACUUUAACCUUUCCAGUGAGUGUCAUUUUAUCUCUGUAUUCUUGUUUUCUAGCAAUUAAUGCUAGAUGGGAUUUUUAAACAAACACGUUUGUGAAAUACUGUGUAGAAGUAAUAAUUAUUUUUUAAAAUAUAUUGUUUUCAAGAAACAAAACCCUGACCUUCUGGUCACGACCACUGUUGCAGCAUUGUUUGUUUGCCCCUAAAAGUCUUUCUAACAUUUUAAAGUGUUUGGCACUCUAAAGGCAAGUAUUUACUCAUUGUUGUUAAAUAAUGACAUCAUUGGUUCUUCUUUUCUUAAAAUGAUUGAUUUUUAAAAAUGGGAUGGGAAAUAGUGCGCUCAGAGAAUUUUAACUUUCCCAUCCAUAUAGCCAUGUUAUACCCACAAGUGCAACAGAACAAGGCAUUGUGAAAAAGUACUAUACUUGAAGAGUGUGGAAAGUCACUUGUAAUUCUGGUUGCAGCUUACAGAACAACAAUGUCUGGGUACUGCUAGGAGCCAGCUGUCUCUUAAUACCUGGAUAUCACACUCAGCUGAGUUGAAAUAUUAGAUAAAAAAGGGAAUGAGUGAAAAAAGAGACAUGUAGGGCAUAAAUGGCUUGAGGCAGCACAAUUUUCCCCAUAUCUAAUGCUUCAAAACCAAGACAAUUCAGAAGAGCUUCAGUGCUGAAUACACCACCACUUGAAACAGAGGGUUGCAUUCCAAGUUACUCAUACUUGGAGCUGAGUCAUUGAAAUUAGGAACAUUGGCACCUGCCUUAUACCAAGCCAGAGCAAUGGUCCAUCUAGCCCACUGUUAUCCACUGCUAGCACAUUUGCAAAGCUAAGCAGGGUUUGGUAUGGUUUCAGAUUGGAUGGGGGGACCAUGUGUUGAGAUUCCUGCAUUAGAGGGGGUUGGACUAGAUGACCCUUCCAACUCUACCAUUCUUUGAUUCUAUGAUUCUACUCAAACUGGUAGUGGCUGUCUAGGGUUUCAGGCAGGAGUCUUUUCCCAGCCCCACCUGGAAACACUAGGGAUCAAACUCAAUACCUUCCAACGUGCAAAGCAGAUGCUACAGUCUUUCCCCUAAUUUAGCUACAGUAAUACCUCUGGUUAUGAACUGUCCUCCUUACGCACGUUUCGGGUUAUGAGCUCUGCUAACCCGGAAGUAGAUGCUCCUGGUUGCAAACUUUGCCUUGAGAUGCGAGAAGUUGCGUGCCGGAGGUGCACACGCAACGGGAGGCCCCAUUAGCGAAAGCGAGCCUCAGGUUAAGAACAGUUUCGAGUUGAGAACGGACCUCUGGAAUGAAUUAAGUACCAGAGGUACCACUGUAUUGGACUAACUUAGGUGCAUUUAUUUCAAUGGGUUUACUCUGAGUAGAACUUAGUUGGAUACAAUCCAGAAUCAGUUGAUUUAUUCUGCUUUCGUCAGAUCACAUCUGGAAUACUGUGUCCAGUUCUUGGUGCCAUAAAUGUGGACUCUCCUUUAGAGGAGGUUGGAUGGCCAUCUGUCAUGUAUGAUCUAGUUCAGAUUCCCGCAUUGCAGGGGGCUGGACUAGAUGACCUUUGGAGUUCCUUCCAACUCUACAGUUCUAUGGUUCUAUGAUUCUACCACCUCACACAUGACUGAGAACCCUCUGACAGACAUCAUUCUGAGUGCCCCUUAACAGCUAGCACAGCACUUAUCUUGGCACCGAGGUUCUGGCAGCUGUCCCAAUUUCAGGCAGCUACACUGGAUCCGCUCCAGGAAGUACGUACGCAAUCUCUUUGAAAAUACCAAUAAUGCACAUCCAGCUUUAAUCCAAGUACAUGACAUGGAAGGUUAUUUGUAUAAAUCAGCAGCAGAGCUGAAGUAUAGUGAUCUGAGCUCAACAACUGCAGAAGAGCAAAUGCCCAGGACAUUUUUAACCUCAGCCAGAGCAGUUGAGGUUCUAAACCAGGGUGAUCCAAAUAGCAGCGCUCAAAAUAAAGUGAGGCUAGUUAAUAAUAUAGAAUCAUAGAACUGAAGAGCAAGAAGAGACCCUGAGGGUCAUCUAGUCCAUCCCCCUGCAAUGCAGGAAUCUCAACUAAAGCAUCAGUGGCAGAUGGCCAGCCAACCUCUAACCUCCAGUGAAGGAGAGUCCACAGUUAUGUGCUCCUAAACUGGUUCAGUCAUCUUCUUUUAUUUCUGCCAGAAUAAUUGAGCUUUUGUGAAAUUUGCUCCAGAGAAGUGGUGAAGGGAGAAACUAUGUAAUAUAGUAAGAAACUGUGAAUAUAUGCACGAGGUAAGUGUAUAUGGGGUGGUUUAUCUGAGCAGAGAUCUUGAAAAUGUGGCACAUAGCUGCACAGGGCACAGAAACAAUGAUCCUCAUCACCAAAGUAUUUUCAGACAUUCUCUUCAAUUCUACAGCUCAUGGAACACCAAUAGCCAACACGUCAGACUGCACAAGGCUCCAAUGUACACAGAGUCACACCAAUCUACACAUGAAACCAUUCCCUCCUUCCCGUUUCUCUGAGAGAAAACACUGCUGAACACAUACAGGCAAUGGGAUUUAUCCAUUGCAAGUAGAAUAUUCCCUGAAGGAGAAAAGAACAGGGCAGCCUUUAUUUACCUGAGUUCCUUGUGUGUACUGAAGGAGUGAUUCUUAGAAAAUAACAAUCCUACAGCCUGUUUUCUUCAGUUUUAUAUACAGCUUCAGACCAGGCCAAAGGAAGAGCUCUCCUUCCACUUAGCAUGCUAUUCCUCAGAUCUGAUAGAUCUCUGAUGUGUGCUGAGGAAACAAUAUAAGCUAAGUACUACUUCAACCUUCGGGCCUGAGAUGGAAAAAAAUCCAGUUGAAUUAUUUUCUGAGCAAUCCCCAGGUAGCCCACAGGGCCUGCCAGUCAACCAGGGGUGGGCCAGUUUUAGGGGUUUGGGUUUUUUACCUCCUGGUCACUUGUCAGAAAACUGUGUGUAAAAGCCAUAAUUUUGGAUUGGUUGCCAGGUUUUAUUUUAGUUUUCUGUAAAACUGUCAUGGUUUGAGAAAAAAAUCACCAGCAGGAAUUUUACUUGCUGCAUAAAUCCAUUCAAAUACAGUAAACAGCCCAUAUCACUGAGCUCAGCCCAGGAUGGCAUUUCACAAGCUAUGAGAGUAAGAGACUGCAGGUACUCUGCAGCGCUCUCUUUCUCUCUUUCCAUACAGACAAGCACAAAUUAUACUGAGCCCAGUGUGGCAGGAUGGGUGGCACUGGACUGGUAGGGGCCGUUAUGAAGUUUCUUCAUUCACCUGCUUCCAUGCACAGGUUCUUCAUUCCAUACUGGAAGCACACGCUGAGCCCACUCUAUGUGCCAGCUCCAGCCACAGCCAGUCAACAGAAAGGGUUUACUACAUGGUCUGCUCCUGAGGGCGUCCACCAGGCUCUUUCCCCAGCCGGACCCAGGCUUAUAGGUAGAAUGGUAACAGAAACAAGAUAGACUGCACUCUUCCGGGGGAGACCUUUCCUGGGCCAGCAGGCAGCUCAGAUAAAAUGUUGCUGCUUCUGAUCUUAUAGUGGGGCUUGGGUAUGGUGCAACCAGCCCAGCCCCAAGCCCAACAGACAGAAGCUCACACCAGCAGAAAUAUCCCCCACCAACAAAAGUCCAUUUGCCUGCCAAAAAGGCAGCCUGGCAGGCAGAUUAGGACCUGACAGGCAUAACCUUUAAAAGGGAUGGGGCAUGUCAUAGGCUGCUGGAUCACAUCCGCCAAAGCCUGCUUGGAACCUGAUCGUGCCACACAAGAACACGACACACACAAUGGAUUGAUAUCCAUCUGGGAAAAUCAAGCCAGCUGCUAGGAGUCAAGGCCCCUUUGGCCCCCUCAGUAAAAUAUUUGAGGGGGCUGCCCCCCCCAGUUGAUGGACACAGACAUUCAAAUGGUGUAUGUGACCACAUCUUGUGAUCCAUUCCCAUAUGUACAAUGGGCCUCCCCCCCCCCAUAUUUUAUUCAAGUUGGCACCCCGACCACCACGUGUGUUUAGCACCAGGUUAUAUGGGCUGGAGUGGGUUUGUUAUCCCACUGUAACUGCAUAGUCCUCUACUCUUGUAAACUCAGAAAUAAGGCUGUGACUCCCUGGUAAGCAGGGCCAUGUUAUUUCGCACCUCCCAAAAGAACCCAAAAUUUGCUAACUUCAAUUUUCCAAAAAAAGAUGUCUUGUAGAAAAAAUGAAAAGCACAAAACACUGGAACUGCUAACUGUAGUUUAAAUGGCAAGAAUACAACAAUAUUUGAUUAUGUACAAAAUCUUGGAUUGUCUACCAAAGAAAACCUUUUAGCACACAAACCAUUUUUAAUAAUCUUGUGAAGUGCCAUGUUAGAAUUUAAGUCUCUUUAAUUACUCAAGUCAAAAUCUCACUGUGGGCGUCAUUUCCUUGGUCAUGUUCAGCUGAUAUAGUGGCCAAGCCCCCGCUCGCGCCCUCCCCAAUUCUGCCAUCACUUUGCAGACAGGGCCCAGCAUUUGACCCAGGGCAGCGGGCUGAGCCCCGGGAAAGGAGGCCUCAUCUGCUCGGGUGAAGCCUGGUGGGCUUCGCUGGGGCCUCAGGCUUCCGAGCCAGGGGCGGGGAGGCGGGCGGGAGCCGGGAGGCUUCAGGGCCUGCGACCAACCACCUCAGCCUCCCCAGCGAAGCCCCAAACAGAGCAGCUGCGCGCCUGAUGCGCUCCUUCGCAGCCUUCGGAUGCCGCGCUGCCAGCUUUCGUUUCCGCGGCGCCUGUCGCUUUAAGAGGCCGGAUCGGGGCGGCGGAGACGCGCGGGCUUUGGCGCGGCGAUUGGGCCGCGUCGCAGGAAGGGGCCGGAGAGGCGCUCGGGCGCUGGGCUGUCGUCUCCGGGCGGGCGCAGGGUGAGAGCGGGCUCCCGGCGGGAGGGCAGCGCUGCCUCCGAGCCCCCCCACUCCUGCUCUCCUGCUGCACCGCGCCGCGGCGGCCUUCCUGCUGCGCAGAGCGGUUUCCAGAGCGGUGCCCAAGGCUCGUCCGCCCCCGCCGCCCUGGUCUCCCUGCGCAUAGAUCUAGACAUACAUGUGUGUCGCUUUGUGUCUUUCUGUCUUUCCCGGCAGGUUUGCUGGUUGCCACCAUGGCCCAGAGGGCCUUCCCGAAUCCUUUCGCAGACUACGACAAAUCCUUGGCCACGGGAUACUUUGACUCUGCGGGGAGGGUGAGUUUUGGUGGUGCUUUAAAGCUUUUUACAGUACUCUGUGGCGGGGAAACAAGGUGGAAGAAGUGGUUUGUGUGAUGCUUGAGAGAGUCAUAGAAUUGUAAAGUUGGAAGGGACCCCAAGGGUCUUCUAGUCCAGCCCCCUGCAAUGUAGGAGGAUCUUGCCCAACGCUGUGCCCACUGAGCUAUUUGCAACACUUCGAUUCAGGAUUAGUUAUAAUCGACCUGAUCUAAUCCUGAAGCCUCUUUUGUUGUCUUAUUUUGAAUACUGCCCCCUCAGAUAGUAAUUUCUAACCACCUCACUUUUUGUUUCAUCAACAGAGUCACAAGGUGCUUGGUUUCUAACUAGAAAUGGAAACCUGCUAGUUUACCUUCCAGAACCAUCUGCCCUGUCCUCAGGGCCGACCCACGCGUGAAGCAAGAUGAGGUGACUGCCUCGGGUGGCAGGACCCACAAGGGCUGCAGAUCCAGCCUCCCGGGAAUGCCUGCUGGUGCUGCGGCUGCUGCCGUGGCGCCUUGGAGGCUGGCUCUUCUGCCCCCUGGCGAAUAGGAGGAGCUGCUUGUCUCCCCCCACCCUCGUUCCCAGGGUAGAUUUUCACUCCCCUCUUCUUCCUUGUCGUUGGGAAGGGGUGCCAUUUUCUGGUUUUCCUCAGGUGCCAUCAUGUCUUGAGCUGGCCCUGCCUGUCUACCACCGCCAUUCGGUUCCUCUCUCAAAAGUACCGGUGCUGAUCACUCCAUUACGGAUCCACUAGUGAGGGGGAAAUGUGUGUCCCUUAGGGACUGGCAGGCAAGAGUUUUCAAGCUGCUAGGAGGUUUUGCACAUCAAGAAGAAAGGCUCUGUCAGAUGCAUGAGUUAAGCUCAAAAGACCUCUUUGGCUAAUGAAGCUAAAUCUUAGCCUUGGCUCCUGGAUCAGAGAAAUGAUGUGCUUUAAUAGUUCUAAAGGGGUGAAAUUAAUAAAGAUGCAAAGGCAUCGGGGGGAAAGAAACUAGGUUACCUGCUGAGUCUCAACAUUGAGGAUUGGAGCCACUGACUUGAUUGCUCUUUAAAGACUAGGAGUGGUGGGUUUGAACUAUUCCUCCUGCCCCGUAAGUAUGUCGGCAUGUGCCAACCUGUAUGUGUGCACGUGUUUGCUUACAACGAAAAGGAGGAGUCAAAGGGAAAGUUCUGGUUUCUCAGUGAAGUGUUCAAAGCCCCUUUAUCUAAGCCAGGCUUCCUCAACCUCCAAAUGUUUUUGGCCUACAACUCCCAUGACCCCUCCCAGCGCCAGUGGUCAGGGAUGCUGGGAACUGUAGUCUCAAAACAUCUGGCCGAGGAUGAGGAAGCCUGAUCUAAGCCACGCUGGUUUUAUUCUCGUUUUAGAAGAAGCCACCAUACAAUUUCAGUGGAAAGGUCAUCUAAUCAUUUAGCUUCACACUAAGCAUUAAUCUUGAGAAUGAAGAGGCCUGCCUGCAUAUAUUGCUUAUUCCUUAAUGAAUUUGAGAUUAGGAACAUGGUUUCCAUUUUACUACAGCUGCUGAAAAGCUAAGAUGAAAAGAAUGAAUUACCUUCAGAGAAGGGUGUGGCAUGAGAACUUGUCCAAUAAGCUAGAAAUUGUAUUUGUUCCGUCACUGCCCCUGGGCAUGACACUCUGCAUCACCGUUUCAAAUUUCCCAUAGAGGGGGAAAAAUUGCUAUAGGAUUUUUGGCCAGGGUAGUGAAUGUUUAUAACAUCACUUGGGAAAAAAUGUGCUUUGCUGAGUGCCUGUGAUGUUCAUGAAUCCGAACGUAAAGAGAAUAAUAUAUUUGUUUUUACAGCAUUGCUCUACUGUUCAGAAUGGCACUUCUUCCUUUUUAAUAUCAUAUCUCUCAAAAUAAUAACUUUUAGGACAUUCUGUUGUCACAACAGUGAGGUAGUCUAUAUUAUGAUAUUAUCAGGAUUAUUGCAAACAAAUGCAAUGUAAUGCAAGCAUUUAUUUUUAGGCCUUUUGUGCAUGGACCAGCCAUUAAUUUGAAAUCCAUACUAGCUGAAUUUGAGGCUGCUUACAGGUUGCCUGCAUAUGAUCCCUAAUAAAAGUCCUGUUCAAACCACACACACACACACAAACAUAGUGCAUACUUUCUCCUGUGUCAGUAACGCCUUCCAACUGAUAGCAUUAUGCAGGACUUGCUGAGACUGCUCAGUGGUUGCAUCAUAAGUUUAGUGCUUGGGGUGGGGGGCGGGGACUGUUAAACUGAAUGGACUCGCCAAAGAUUUUUGGAAGUGUUAGCUCGGGUCUCUAGCAGGCAGGAGCUACAGCAGUGAUCCAUCCAAUCUUCAAAUUUCUCAUCAGUAUUAUUUAAUUGACACCACUUCACUUUCGCCUUUGGCAACAGAUACAUAGAUGCUUCAGUGGGGAAGGGCUGAGAGGAUCACUCCAUUGGGACAGAUUGUUCUUAAGGAGUUUUACCAUGGCCUGCAAAGUCAUUCUGCAAAAUUCUGCAAAGUCAGGAUUUAUUUAUAUUUUGUUAAAGCGAAAAGGAAUAAACAAAACGUUAUGGUUCGAGUAGUAAACUUCUGCAGCUCGACAAACCACAGCAAAAGAAUAAUAAUAAUAUCUUGAUUAAUGCUUGCCUUAUUCAAAAGUGAAAUCAUUACUUAGCACAUUUUCAGAAAGUAUGAUUAAAAGCAGAAUAACUGAGUACAGAUGUUCAAAAAAUUGUGAUAUGAAUGUGAUGGGUCAGCUGUGUUUCACCACAUAUCUGCUCUUAUAAAACAGGGGAAUCUUUGUCUCAAAAACUACAUGUGGGUGAGUGGAGAUGAAUUCUCCCCUGCCGUGCCUCCUCCAACUCCCAUCACUUCAAGCACUCCCUGCCCCCCCAACCUGCCUCCAGUGCCAGAACUGAACCAAACUGGGAGCCAUGUGGGAGAAAGAUCAGCCAUCCUCUUCCACAAGUAUAAAGUAGAGCCCUCCCACUCCCAGCUUUAUAUGUGGAAAAAGAAAAAGGAACAAACUGCCCCAUCAUAUCUAGUUUGGCCAUAGCGACUAAUCUUUCAGGAGUUCCUUUCUGUGUUAAGUUCAGCAGUGUGGAAACUCCAUCAUUGCUGUUUCCUGAAAGUUGGAGAUUCCCGUGUUCCUAAGCAGUGAAGGAAGGAGCCACAUUGUAGUGGCAAUAAAGUCAAGGUUUGAAGACGCCCCAGAACCUUGGCCAUUGCUUACUUGGCAUGUAAACGCCACCAUACAUGGGGUUCUCGUCUUUCAAAGUUUUGCGGUGUAGCAAUCACUUUCCAGGGCCCCGAGAAUCAGAACCAUUAGACACAGCAGCACAGAGACGUCAUUUUUUGCUACAGUGAACAUUUAAAGUGUGCAGGGGAGGCACAUGUCCUGAUACAGUUAGGGAAAUGCAGUGGACUUGGCAUAGGGCUUGGCUGACGCCCCCUGGCACCCUUGACUAUGCUUACGACAGCAAACACUGGUGUAUCUAUCCCACAAUGUCCCGCGCAGCAACUUAACUUGCAGUAGAUAUGUGGCAAGUCAGCGCAGACCGUCAAACAGCAUUGUAAUGUACUAUUCCCAUACUUUUUUGUCAAACUGCAGUCAACUAGCAGAAUCUACUGUUUAGAAUUUGAGUAGGCUAGAGGGUCCCCUGAGGGUAUAGCACAGCAGUGCUAUAGCCUAAAGGUAAUAAAGGCAUGGAUAACCAGGUUACCGUUGGGGGAGAGAAUAUGGCUUUCAAUAUUUAUGUCUGGGUUCUUAAUCAUAGUUAUUUGGACAAAAGCUUCAUUGAAAUCAGUGGGGCUUUACUCCCAAGUGAAUGAGUUUAGGUAUGGAGUGAUCGUGAGUAGGGCUUUUCUCGGUCUCUCUCUAAUUAUUGCUGCCUGAAUAAUAAGCUCUUUAUUUUCUCGAGGUUGCUGAAAGAGAUCCGGCUUUCUUUAAAAAGUGCUGAGCGCUUUAAAACACUUAUCCCGCUAUGCUGUUUUGCUGCAACUUGAUAAGCCGCAGUGUGUCUGCUGAGACAUAACAACAGUAUUUCUCUUAACACUCACAGCUGACUCCUGAGUUCACUCAGCACCUGAACAAUAAGAUCAGGGAGCUUCUGCAGCAGAUGGAAAGGGGCCUGAAGUCUGCGGACCCCAGGGACUGCACUGGCUACACCGGUUGGGCAGGUAGGAUGGUGGCACCUGAAAAUGUGUGAAUGAAAUACAUUUGCCACUCAGAGAAAAACGUGAUAUCAGGCCAAAGAGCAGCUGAGGGACACAUCCUGCAGGGUAAGAAACUCAGAUUUAUAAGGUAAAACUAUAUAUAAAACUAUAUAUAAAACUAUAAAACUAUGUUACGGUCGCCACAACAGAAUGUCUAGGUGCCAUCCCCCCCCCCCCCGAUUUAUUUCUGUUUUUCAUUUCAUUUCUAUACAGAGAGGGGGGAAAGUAUUUGAUCCCCUGUUGGAGAUCAAAUACUUUCCCCCUCACUGUACUUCUAUGUGCAGAGUGGCUUUCUUACCCUCAGGAAACUCUGCCUAGGAUUGCAGCUCAAGCAUGCAUCUUUUGUUGCGAAGGUUUUUAAGCCAAUAACUGUUAGGAAACAAAUCACAUUUAAUCUGCAGGGCAGGGUUCACACACACCAACAGCCCAUGGCUUAAUAAAGCACAACUUUAUAAAACCUGGCUUAGCUUUGUGUGAAUCAUAGAAUCAUAGAGUUGGAAGAGACCACAAGGGCCAUCGAGUCCAACCCCCUGCCAAGCAGGAAACACCAUCAGAGCACUCCUGACAUAUGGUUGUCAAGCCUCUGCUUAAAGACCUCCAAAGAAGGAGACUCCACCACACUCUUUGGCAGCAAAUUCCACUGUCGAACAGCUCUUACUGUCAGGAAGUUCUUCCUAAUGUUUAGGUGGAAUCUUCUUUCUUGUAGUUUGGAUCCAUUGCUCCGUGUCCGCUUCUCUGGAGCAGCAGAAAACAACCUUUCUCCCUCCUCUAUGUGACAUCCUUUUAUAUAUUUGAACAUGGCUAUCAUAUCACCCCUUAACCUCCUCUUCUCCAGGCUAAACAUGCCCAGCUCUCUUAGCCAUUCCUCAUAAGGCAUCGUUUCCAGGCCUUUGACCAUUUUGGUUGCCCUCCUCUGGACACGUUCCAGUUUGUCAAAGUCCUUCUUGAACUGUGGUGCCCAGAACUGGACACAGUACUCCAGGUGUCUUGGUUUGGCCUUGUAACAAAAAGUCUCAGAUUGGCCUUCAUAUCAAGGUGCUAAUAAAGCCUAGGAAUUGGAGCUAUUGCACAGUUAAAAAGAUAACUCAGUACAUGCAAAUUUAUGCAGCUAUAAUUGGUUAAUUGGCUAUGUAUUUGGGAGAGUUGUUUGUUCACAGAGCAUUUGGACAUCUCUUAUGAUAUCAUGACCACAUUUUGCCUAGAUGGUUCUCGAGAUUCACAAGCCUUUUUUUUUUUUUUUUUUUUUUUGCCUAUGAAUACAGUUGGAUGCCAUUUUGAAUCAAGAUGGUGGACUGAACCUUUUCAAACUGCCCUUCCGGGUUGGCGCCAUCGGCAAUGGCGGAAUUCCUCUGAUCGGGAGGAAUUUGCCCCGUGGGAAAUUGGGUCUGGCCGCCACGCCGAAGGCUGAGACCCGCAAAAAAUCACAGGCGGGAGAAGCCUGUGAACGUGGGAUUCGGCGGGCACCCUUUGCGCCUCCCCCACUCGCGGGGAAACCCGGUUUCGGGGGUCCGGAGUGAGUGGCGCGGUGCUUCGAAUCGUCUGCUUCUUCCACGGAGCGAAGCCGCAUAGCUGUUGCCGGAGAGCGCUGACUUUUUCCUGUGGACAAUUUGACUCUAAAGUAAUUACCCAUGAGUAGAGCUGAAGCGGGAGAAUUGGAUUUUUAAACGUAUAAUUUGGUAUCGUAACGGGGAGGUUCAACACAGGAAGUCCGCCUUCCCCUUUUGUAAAUAGACUGAAGCAAUGAGGCUGCAAGCUGAAGUCUUGGAAAGCCUUUUGUAAAAGAAGAAAUCCCCACCGGUAAAGAACAUUUAACCCCCCCUUGGAGGCAGGAGAAGAGGGGGAGAAGUUGUGGACUGAGUAUGCCUGCAGGAGAGAGUGAAGAGAGCUAGAAUUCCGCCGCUCUGACCCUGGAAACGGGCUGCUAGCAGGACUGACGUCCUUUGGAUGUUCAUUGACAGCGCUUAGAACGUUCAUUGACAGCUAGCUAAAUAAGAGAAAUACAUUGUUUCUACUGUCUCCGGCUGUUUCUAAAAAGGAGUAAAGUAACUGAAAAUUGAAACUAACUUUGGAUUGUUUGAACUGUGUUUAAAAAAGGACAUUACUGAUUAAUACAAAAUAACAUAAAUAGAAACUGUUUCCCCCUAGUGGAAGCCUUUGAAACUGAUUGCUUUACAAGAGUUGGGCUGGGGGAAUUUCCAGCUGCAAGAUAAAAAACUGUGAGACUCUGGGACUGACCUUGAAUCUUUUAAGUGUUAUGGCAAAUGGAAAGGAAAAAACAGAUCAGCCAACUGCUGAAAAAACAUUAAGGUCUGGGAAGAUUUGGCAGCAACCCAGGAGAGGUUCAACACCAGGCCCCUCUGCUUCCUCUGCUGCGGCUUCUGCAUCAGUGCAACCAAAAUCAAGAGGAAUGUUGUCAGAAGAGGUUUUAGCGGUUGCAUUAGGUAAGAUAAACGAUUCAUUGGAACAGCUUAAUAAGAAAGUGGAUGUUGCAACGGAAAGCAUAAACAAUCUGGGACUAAAGGUGAAUACCAAUACAGAAGCUAUCCAGAAAUUGAUACAGGAAUCUACUCUGAUACGGCAGACUGCAGAGGAAGCCAGGGAGAAAGCUGUUGCUGCUGAAUGUAAAGUAACACAACUGGAGAGAGAGAGAGUCCCAGCCUACAGAGGCAACUUGAUGAACAUAAGUUGACGCUUGCUGUGAUUGAACUUAAAGAAAAACAGGCGAAUCUGAGGAUUAGAGCCCUACCUGAACUGGAAAAGGAAAGCUUGAUAGACUUUCUUACACAGGAAUUUGCUGACUUUUGGGAUUUGGACUUGGGUCAAGAAGAGUUUAAAAUUGUGAGGGCCUUCAGACUUGGAAGAGGAGGGAAAAAAGAGAAGAAUAGAAUAAGAGAUUGCAUGAUCACCCUUCGAACUAAAGAAGAGAGAGAUAGAAUUCUAGGUUGGCACUACCAGAAGAACUUAGAAGUACAACAGUCAAGAGUGGAAAUUUUUAAAGACGUCCCGAAAUAUCUUUUGGAUCUUAGGCCCAACUACGGAGAUAUUGUUGCCCUGUUGAGAAGGAAUAAAAUCAUCUUUAGGUGGGAGUUUCCCCAAGGUCUAUCUUUCAGUUUCAAAGGAAGGAAAAUAAAAAUAAGAUCAGUAGAAGAUAAAGUGAAGUUUUUGUUCAAAUACGAAGAAGAUCUGCAGAAGGGACUUGGAAAAGAGCCAAGAGCAUCGGAUAGAAGAUCACCAAAUAGGGGAAUAUUGGAUAUAUCAACACUAUCCUUUGGAUUGGAUCCCUCAGAGAACGUGUUACCAUUACCACCAACAGAAGAAGAGCAAGCAUUGGGUGCAGUUGAAGGAACAUCAGCGUAAUUACAUGAUAGAUGGUUGUCACCAAUGGAAGCGAAGGCACAGAAAAAACUCAAUAUGGAGGCCAAAUGGCCGAAAUAUUGGGAAAUUCUGGAACAAGAUGGAGAGAGACUAAAAUUGCAGAGUUUUGAAAAAUUGAAAAAUAAAGUGCGAGAUUGGCUCCAUUAUUACCAAAUAAUGGAGGCAUACAAUCUGGACAAAAAAGUUGGUUUCCAGGUGGAAAAAUCAAAAUUGGAAACAGAACUGUUAGAUCCAAAAAUCAAGAAUUUGUCAAGAAUGUAUAACUUGCUGUUGAAAUGGAAUACUCAGGAUGAAACGGUGAAAUCAGCUAUGAUUAAAUGGGCACAAGAUGUUGGACAUAAUAUAAUGAUGGCUGACUGGGAACAGUUAUGGACCACAGGUGUGAAAUUCACGGCAUGUAAUGCCUUAAGAGAAAAUUUAAUGAAAAUGAUUUAUAGGUGGUACAUGACACCAGUCAAGCUUGCAAAAAUUUACCAUUUGCCCGACAAUAAAUGUUGGAAAUGUAAUGAGACUGAAGGUACAUUCUUUCACCUUUGGUGGACAUCCCCAAGGAUUAAGACAUACUGGGAGAUGAUUUAUAAUGAAAUGAAAAAGGUAUUUAAAUAUACCUUCCUGAAGAAACCAGAGGCCUUUCUCCUGGGCAUGGUCGGCCAAUUGGUGCCAAAGAAGGAUAGAACUUUUUUUAUGUAUGCAACAACAGCAGCAAGAAUACUCAUCGCAAAGUAUUGGAAGACACAAGAUUUACCCCCCCGGGAAGAAUGGCAGAUAAAGUUGAUGGACUAUAUGGAAUUGGCAGAAAUGACUGGUAGAAUCCGAGACCAGGGAGAAGAAUUGGUGGAAGAAGACUGGAAAAAGUUUAAAGACUAUUUACAGAAAUAUUGUAAAAUUAAUGAAUGUUAGAAAAAUGUUGGAAUGAAAUUAUAUGGCUUUAUUAGAAAUGUUAUAAGGAAAUAAGUAUAAAUAGAUUAAUAGAGUAUUAAAGGAAAAAUAAGGUUAGAAUGUGUUAAGAUAAUUAUAGGAUAGAAAACAGAGGAAGAUGGAAAGGAAUUGCUGAAACAAUUAACAGAAGUGGAAUACAAAAAGGGAGGUGUGAGGACGUCGUGGAAAUAAGUGAAUGAAAGAUAAGAUAUUGAAAUUGUUUGAUUUAUUUUAAACUGUUUUUGUUUUGUUUUGUUAGUUUAAUGUGUUUAAUGUGUCAAUGUUAUGUAGUGUUUUUGUAUUGUAUUGUAUUGUAUUGUUUUUGUAGUGUUUAAAUCGUUGGAAAAGCAAUAAAUAUUAAUUUAAACAAAACAAACUGCCCUGAUUUUACUCACUGGUUUCAAAACUAUAUCAUUUUUUGGGGGUGGGGGAUGUGUCUUAGGAUUCCUGAGCAAUGCUGACUACAAGGCUGCUAGUUAUAAAUAAAAGCGUAGUUGGGGGAGAUUUGUAAAUAUAUGUACUAAUUUUUUUCUUUUAAAAACAGUCAUCUGCCAGGCAUUUUUAAAAAUCUGGUUGUUGUUUUUUAAUCAAUUAAACUGAUCAGUAGACAAAAAUGUGCAGCCUUCUGGUUUAUUGUGGUUUAGUGUGAAUCUGGUCUAGUGUUGGGACAUGGUGUCCGAUCACUCCAACUUUGCUCCUCCUCCUGUGAGCAGUUGAGUUGGCUUCUUGUGAUGUAUGAAUUCAGGAUUGUGAUUUGUUGAUAGCUAAUAAGCCAAGGUCCAUAAGUCAACGGCAAACCUUGAUUUAGGGCUGGGUAGGAACCUUGACUUGGCAGAAACAAACCACGAUCCUGCCUUGACGUCUUUUGAAACUGAGCUUAAUUGCAGCUUCCUGGAUUAUUAUUCCAUGUCUUAUCAUGAGAAGCAAAUGUGCGAUUGGGGAGGCAUUUAUUUACUGUGGAAUUGUUAAACUUUCUGCAGGCAUCAAUUGUAGUGGGAGAAGUGGCUUUGCCACCAGAGAGGCAGAAUUGAACUUGAAUGGGGCAGAGAAGUGUCUCCACGCUGCUGCUGCUGCUGCUGCUUGAUUCUCUGCUUGUGAAUUCUAAACUCACAUGCCUAACAUGUUUGGAAUUGAGAGUGAGUCUCUGAAGGAUUUCCUCUGGGUCACAGCCAGGAAACUGGAAUGUGUUGCUGUUCCAGGGCUUGCCUGCUCUCCACACACCCCACCCAAUCCUAUUUUUGUUAAUUUAUUCAGUGUGGUUUCAGGUUAUAAGAAAUUAAUCGGGCCAAGGCAACAGCAUUCCAUCUUAAUUGCUUUUGUGGGAAAGGCUUGUUGAGCAUCUCCUCAUGUAGAUAAUCUCCUGGCAAUCCGAAAUCAAUUGGCGCUUGUGUGGCAGCUAAUAAGAGAUGUUGGGAAGGAAUGGUCAUGGCUCUUUUCCUCACAAUUCCUCCUCUAUAAAAGGGAACUGGCUGAGACAUGGUGGCAGUGAUUUGGCAUAUGCUGGCGCUGGGCUUCGGAAGCAUGUUUUCCUCUGAUUGAGUCUUGUCAUUAGGCUGCUACCCGGUGCCACCAGGCAUCUAUUUCCCCCUUUCCUUCACAGAUACGGUUUCUGUUACCAUCCUUUCAGUGGAUGGAUGUUCCUUAGCCUCUUCUGGGAUCCUAUCCCACAGUGGCGUGGCGUGAAUUUUUUGUAGGGAACAGUUAGGGCCAGAGGCACCGGCAUGUGAGGGCGAUGUGUUGCACAUGUGAGCAUCACGCCUCCUUCCCUAAGCUGGGCAGAUGCUUCCUGGGCUUUGGGAAGGAGGCACCAGGCUUUUAAUACUCUAAUUUACCAGGAACAUUUAGGAGACUAGCCAAGUCACCCUAGUCCACUGAUCACACGCUACUGCUCUCCCAUCCUCUGAUGGAUGGUAGAGGCACCGAUCAGGUAUUCCUCCCUGCUCCCAAGUCCCAGCAUGCACUGCAUGUGUUGGAAAAGAGCAGUUGACAGACCAAAGGUGGAUGGGAGCAACUUGCAUCACCUGGUCUGUGCUGAGGGCCUUGGCUUUCUGCCUUCAGCCCCUUAACUGGCACAGCAGAAGGUGGUGCUGUUAUAGAGUGUUGUGGAAAUGAUUUUCACCUGUUAAAGCGCCUGGCUUACACACUAUAUUUGCCACACAAAAGUAGGCCCAUCUUGCCACAUGAGACGCUGCUUGUUUAGAAUAUUGGCUAGAAAGCUUCCUCCCCAACAGGAAGGGAAAACUGGACCAGUAAAUUCAUUUAUUGUUUUGUGCCUUUGUCCUUUGAUGCUAAUUUCCCAUGCUCUUCCCCUUCAUCUCAUAUCUUGCCUUGAUACAGAUGCUUGAAAUACCUGAAAUUUAAAAGCGUGUUGACUAUGGUACAAAAUUGUUGUUUUAGAAAGGAUUGUGUCUGAUCCUUGCAUUUCAUUGGCAGCAGCAUACUUUCUGUGAAGAUCAGGAAUUAGUUCUUGAAUCCAAUAUUGGACUGGAUCACUUUUUAUCUGUAAAGCAACAAACUGAACAGCUACUUAAAGCAAUCUAAAUAUUUACAUGCCAAGUUGUUUCUUAUGCAGUGUCUGCUGCCAAAAUAAGAUUGCAGGUGGCAAAUCCUAUUUGCAUCUUAAAUGAAAAUCUGUUUGGUGUCUUAUUUAAGUGGAUAUCUUUAUCCGCAGCACAACUUCUUUUGGCAUAAUAUUAAAUUAUGGUUGUAUUGUUUUGGUAUUGAGUUAUUUUGUACAUUCCUUUUGUAUUUGUUAUGUUUUGGUUUAAAAGCUUUUUAUUAAAACAACUAUACACAAAAAAGGAUGUCACAGUUGGGCAAAUCCUUUUGUGAAGCUCUUACUGUGUGGAAACAUCUAGUGGAGUUCCUUCUGCAUGUUAUGUUCCAUGCCAGUGUUUGACAGGGAGUCUGGCCUGUUUAAAUACAAGAGAGGGGCAUGUUCAGAGGAAGUGUAACCCCAUCAAGAGCAGGCGAACUCCCAUCCAUCUGGUCUAGUGAACUGCCCACUAACAGUGCCUCAGUCUUAUCUGGACUGAGCUUCAGUUUGUUGGCUCUUGUUCAGUCCAUUACCGAGGCAAGACAAAGGUCCACCACAUCCACUGCCUCACCUGCAGAUGAGACAGAGAGCUGUGUGUUAUCAGCAUAUUACUGACACCAUACUCCAAAACUCCAGAUGACCCCACUCAGCAGUUUCAUGUAGGUGUUAAACAGCACAGGGGAUAAAAUUGAACCCCAAGAAACCCACCUUGCAGGUUCCUUGGGGCCGAAGAGCACUCCCCACACAAGUAGGACUGGAACCACCACAGAGCAGAGCCAUCCACCUCCCACUUGGACAGCUGCUCCAGAAGGAUACCAUGGUUGAAGGUAUCGAAAGCAGCUGAGAGGCCAUGGAGAAUUAACAGGGACACAUUUCCCGUCUCUCUCCUGAUAGAGGUCAUUAUGCAGGGCAACCAAAGCAGUUUCUGUGCUAAAACUGGUCCUAAACCCCAAUUGAAAUGGAUCUUGAAAAUCAGUUUCCUCCAAGGAUACGUGGAUCUGGUCCAUAACCACCUGCUCAAGAAGCUUGCCCAAGAAGGGAAGAUUAGCAACUGGCUGGUAGUUACUUGGAUUUUUUGAAUCCAGGGAGGGUUUCUUGAGGAGUGGUUUUAUCACUGCCUCCUUCAAGCAGCCAGAGACCAUCCCCUCUCAUAGACAGGCAUUAAUUGCCUCCCUGGCUCAGCCAGCUGUUCCCUCCCUGUUAGCUUUUGUCAGCCAAGAAGAGCAAGCAUCCAAAACACAAGUGGUUGACCUGACUGAUCCAAGCACCUUGUCCACAUCCUCAAGCCUCACUAACUGAUAUAAAGAUCAGCAGAGCAUUAUUAGCCAAGAAAAAUUUUAAGAGUCCAGAGGGGCAGCUCCAACGUUUCUAGGCAAGGAAGUUAUUGUCGCCAGUUCCCCCAGUCUUUAAAAGAUGAGGAAUUGCAAUGACAUUAUCGCCAGGUCUUCCUUUAGGCGCAAGAAAAAAGUACUGACCGUUGAGAUACUUUCCUCAGUGGCAAUUUUGUGCUGCCAGGGCAAGCAACUACUCAGCUGUAGGUGAACCUUCUGUCUGUCAAGGACUCAGUGCUGCAGUGUUUUGCUUUACCAAACUCUAGAAAGGUGGCUGGCUGCUUGCCAGCAUAAGGUUUUCCCUUCUUAAAAACAGCUUCAGGUGCACACCUUUGCAGACAUGACUGAUAGUAGCAUACAUCUGAGCUGCCCUCAUUGGAAAUACUAACACUGAAACUGCCUACAGAGCGGACAAGGUUAUUAACUUUAGCAAGAAAUGGAAAUUUGCCCUUAAUAUACAUGCUGAAUUGAAUUGUCUGUGGUGUGAAGCUUUGGAGAUUACCCAUGCAAAAUGAGAAAAUGAUCUAAAUUUAAAACGAUCCCCUGUAUAUUGAAAGGUAAUUUUGAAGGCUGUUCUUCUUUUUCCUUUUUCUUUUUUGCACUGAAAUCUGAAGACAUUGGCUCUAUUAAUUUAGGCUUAAAUACAGAGACCUGUGUCAUCUUAAAAAUGGUUAAUGAGAUGGAAAGCACGCUGCUAGGGAUAAAAUGAGAAUUCCGGAGUUGAUGCAAGCCGCUGGCUCUUACUGGAUUCACUGAGGGUGGUUCACUGUAUGUUCAGCUCAUGAUUAAACCACACUGGUCCAAGCACUGCUUGAAUUUGUUUUUAGAUUUCUGCAUUACUAUUUAAAUACCAUAUUUUUUGCUCUAUAAGACUCACUUUUUCCCUCCUAAAAAGGGGAAAUGUGUGUGGGUCUUAUGGAGUGAAUGCAGGCUGCGCAGCUAUCCCAGAAGCCAGAACAGCAAGAGGGAUUGCUGCUUUCACUGCGCAGCAAUCCCUCUUGUUGUUCUGGCUUCUGAGAUUCAGAAUAUUUUUUUUCUUGUUUUCCUCCUCCAAAAACUAGAUGCGUCUUGUGGUCUGGUGCAUCUUAUAGAGCGAAAAAUACGGUAACUAAAGGAGCCUAGCUUAUUUGGGGCCUUAGCAGCUCCUCCUUCUCCAGUAUGGCUGCUGUCAAAAGAGGAUUGUUGCUUGGACACCCUCAGAAAUACUGCCUUGUUAACUAUUUCCAUUUAUAAUGUAUAUAGCACUUUCAUAAUUGCUUUGUGCCUAAUAAGAAAACUAAGUGCUUAUGAAGCAUUCUAAGGGUAUUCAAAGACCUUCCAGUAUGUUAAUCUUACUGUAAUCCUUACAACAGUCCUGUACAUUGGAUAUGUUCAUGUGUGAUGCCGACAUCGUUAAAACAAGCGCAGUUUAGUAAGCCAACAACAAACCUCAGCUUCAGAUCGAGAUUUGCUUGCAAUAGGCAAACCACAAUUAAGCAACUAGGCAGAGUUCAUACAUAACGCUGAGCCAUGGUAUAAUGAACUAUAGUUUAGCAUUAUGUGUGAACCAGGCCAUGGUGAGUUCCUGGAAGAAGUAAUGCUUGAACUGUAGGCUUCCUGAUUCAGCUCAGUCUUUGUCCACUUUACCAAACCAGCUCUUUUUACAGUCCUGUUCCUCCUUAUCCUUGCCACAGUCUUAUGAGCUAGUCUUUUGAUGGUGGUUUCUUGCCCUAUAGUGCAGAACUGGAGCUAGAAAUGUGACUUGAUGAAGCUGAAGUUUGAAACUGAUGGGAAGCUUCAAAAGUGUGUGUGGUGAUGGUGCAGGAGACUGAGGUUCCAGUUCAAAGUAGAAAAGUGGUUGUGUCUAAAGUAAUGUUCUGAGAACCUCAGCAAUUGUCAGUUUCCACAAAAACUACAUGCACAAGGAAUGUCAGAAAUGAAACAGCUGUAGGCAUUACACCAGGGAAUUACCACAAAAUGCAUAUCUAUUUCUCCAUUUUAAUUUUAUUUUUUUGAAAGACACGGCAGCAAAUGUUUACAGUCUCACUGGACAACACUUGCAUUCACCUAAAUGCAUUUCUGUAUUUCCAGACACCCUGGAUAAAUCUGCAAUUGUCAGCAUGCCCAUGUGGGUGUCAACAAUUGCUGCAUUUCUGAUCUGCACCAGCGCAUAAUUGCUGAAAUAGAUAUUAAAAUGUUACACAACAUCAGAGUUAACUUGGGUUAACUUCUUUAAUCUCUUUGCAGGCAUUGCUUUGCUAUACUUACAUCUGUAUAAUGUCUAUGGAGACCCAUCCUUCCUCCAGAUGGCCCAGGAAUAUGUCAAGAAGAGCCUGAGCUGCCUGACAAAGCGAUCCAUCACCUUCUUGUGUGGGGAUGCUGGACCUCUGGCAGUGGCUGCUGUGGUAUUCCACAAGCUGCAGAACGACAAGCAAGCAGAAGAUUGCAUUGCCCGGUAAUGCCUGAAGGGUAUUUCAGCUGAUAUUCCUCACCACACUAGGAUUUAUCAUCUCAGCCAGGGUAAACUGUAAUAUCUAGAAAGGAGAAGGCAGUCAAAGAGGUCACUCAAAUACCGUUUCCAUGAAAACACAAUAACUUUUAGGGAGUUCUCCAUUCAGUAUGCAAUACCCAUUACUUCAGCCUCAAUAAAAGCCAGUGUUUUCUGUUGCCACUGUAACUGAUAUUGACAUAAAUUUGGAAAGGGCUGUUAAUACACUGCGAAACAUUUUGCAUUAUUUAUUUUGACCAAAUGGUUUGUCAGGGAAGUGUUGCAAAAGUCACAAAUCAUAUCCAUGUCUAACUUCGCAGUGUACUGGGAUUUUACUCCCAAGUAAGUGUAUAGUAUUGCAGCCCAAAGCAUCUCUGUCCUAGGUGUGUUCCAUCAGGUAUAUUUUUAUUUACUUGCCGUACUUGUAUGCUGUGUUUCUGCUAAUGCAUUCAGCGAAGUGUACAGUUUUAAUAGUGGCAUGCAAUCUAACAGACACAACAUGAGAAGAAAAAAGGCUGGAGAGACAAUAAGCAAAUUCACCCACUGGUUCUUAAAUCAUGUUACAUAAAUGUUUAUGACUGGGUGGAAUGAGCACUUAAGAGACAGUUUAGGCAGCUGGUCCCAGAUGGACGUUGCUGCCUCGUCUCUGCAUCUUAGAUAGCUUAUUACGUGUUUUACUGGUAUAAAUGUAUGUAUCACUUCAGGUGAACCAGGAGUAUGAGAAGAAGAGCCUUGGCGUUGGCUACACAUCUUGGCCACAGCCCACCUAAUAGAGUUAGGGCACAACACUCCGUCAUACUAUUAGGACUUGCAUAAAAGCCAUUGAUAUGAAUAGAAAAUACACCCUUCAUCAGUUAUGCUACUGACUUUGACCGGUAUCAUUAUAGUUCAUUCUGUAAUUAAAGCUACUUUAAACUUUUUUCCAUUUGGGCAACAAAUGAUGUGCAUUGCAUGUCAUCUUUAUAUAUUCCCCAUGUUCGUAUUUCCUGUUUUAUUCUUAUCCACAUGGAUUUCAAUAUUCCCUGCUGUUUCCCAUUUGUCAUGUUGUGUUUCUGCAUAUUUCAGGUUGUUUUCCUGAUGUGGCUCUGGCGUUUACAAAAGGCAUGGGCCUGUUAUCACUAGAGAUAGAAACACAUUCUCCAUAAUAAGAAUAUUCACUCCAACGCAAUCCCACUCUUUGUUUCAUUUUGGAAAUUACUGGUACUCCUUUGUUCCUUCCACACUUAACCUCAGUUGUGCUACAGAGUGGGAAUUUGGUAUAAUCCCACACUGCCAUCUCAUGGUAUCGUGAGGGUAAGCAGCCAUAUAUCAUAGUGUUGGGAAGGGAGCAUAAGAGUCCCUUUGGGGAAAGGAUGUCUAAAGCAUCCUGAACUGGCAGUUGUCAAAUAUGCAUUCUCUUUAUUUACUUUUAAUGCUUUUAUAUAGCUGUUCUAUAGCAGGAGAUUAAAACCUCAAAGGAAGGAGCAACCACGGAACAUCUUGAUGUGUCGUGCUUUGACUUGCUUUCUUGCUUUCGAUCCUAAGCAUAUUUAUUCAUCAUGGAUCUUUUUGCAGCUUGUCCUGUCUCCAUCUUCUCCCAACCCUCUGGAGUUUUGCUCCUGUUAGUGGUUGUUCUAUUUUGUGUCAGAAAACUGCUACCAUGGCCCAUUACAAUCCACUUUAUGCCAUCCUCGUACAUGAUUUUGACUCAUUUCUUCUCUGAAUCCUUACUGGUAUGGAUGUGACCAUAACAUCUAGCAUGUGCUCCAGUUGAGCCACCAGCUAGUGCCAAGUAUAUUGUUAGGAAAUACUUCUUACACCUAGCACAUAAUUAUUUUGUUAGAUGGAAUCCAUGUGCACAUUUGCCUCUCUUAAAAAUAGACGGUGGGAUUUUUGUCUCUUCAUUUUAAGGCCUAGUUUACAUUAAUCUUGCUGGAAUUUCAUUUUUUCCUGAAAUGUAUUGAGAUGCUAUAAAAGGAAGUAUGUUGGAAACUAUGAUAAAUUCAUGUGCUCUCACUGGUGGUUUCUCUUGCCACUGGGCCAUAUUGAGCAGUCAAUGGGGAAGCCUGUCUUUUGGUCAAAAACAGUUCCAGAAGGUCUACCUGAAGGAGUCCCUUGUUUGUCUGUGUGCAUUUGCCCUUUCCCCUUAUAUCUACACUAAAGGCCACUUCAGAUUUUACUUUUAGUUAGUAUAGCCAUACAUGUCAGAGUGAUGUUUCGCAUGUAAUUGGCAUACAAGUAAUGCACAUUUACUUGGUCAAGAUUAGCAUGGUGAUUAAGAUUUAGGCCUUAUGAUCAAAAACAGCUGUUAACUUAGAAGACUUCUUUUCUCAUUGCUUAUUUUGUCAGUUGAAGAGUUCUGUUUGUUUUUAAAAGCUCUCUCCGUGGGGAAUCCCUUGUAUCCUCCUGAUAAUUUCAUGUACCGUAUAUUGCAGUUCUGUUUCCUUUUCAAGUUACUGGGACUAGCACUAACAUUUACAUCCGCCUUCCCCAACCAGGAAUUUUCAGAGACAUUACAUUCCCCUCCCUCCCCCCCUUUGUACAAACUAGUCAUAACACAGGCCUUGUUCUCACUGAGGUAGUAAAUUUGUGUGCACACUUUACCACUUCAGGUUGCAUGGGAGGGGGUUCACAUGACUGAAUGCUCCUCUAGACAAAAAUAUCAGUGUGCAUAGAAGACAACUGUGUCAGAAAAAGGGUGAUAAACUUUGUGGUGUGCCUUUUUUUUAAAAAAAAGAGGAAGUCAUUUAGUCUGAAGUGAUACAGCCCAGACAUGGGUUUACUCGUCUUUGGCCAGAGAGCCCGUAAUGGUUCUCAUCCUUAACCUAAGCAGAUUAUCAUCAGCAUUUUCAGUUUUCAGUAACCAUUGGUACCAGCCAAGCUGAUGAAGGGAUGCUUGUUUCCCCCCACUCCUUCUGUUGCUACAACUAUGCAAAAUGUUCCUCUGACUACUAUAUGCUAAGGGAAUAAAUAGGGGUAGAGAAAGAUUUGUUUCCUUCAUGCCUCCCUAGAAGCAUUUUGGGAAGAAAAGACUGGACUAGGUGGACUGUUGGUCUGAGCCAGCAGGCAGUAGGUUAAAACCACCACCAUCAAGGAGUGCAGUAGAAAUCAGAGCUAGUAAAAACAGAAUCAUGCUGAUUGUCAAAGGACAGAUGUUCUCCAUGUGCCCUUUGCCCUGCUUUGCUGAACCAUUUUCACUAAGGUUCCUUUCCAGCUUUCUCUUAAAUCUGCUGAAGCAGCACCAAGAAGGGAAAAUACGAACUGCUGCAACCACUUUUUUGGAACAAUGGCUGUUGUCUCUGAGUAAGGAGGGAGGACCACUUUUCUUUAUAUCUCGCUGUCCGGGACAACAGGAAGAAGCAAUACUUUGAGAAUUCAUUUGCAUCUUGAAUGAUUGGGCUACAGAGCUGGAGAGUUAAACUUAAGGCUGCAGAGGUAUCCUCAGCCUUGGCUCAGGAGUGGUUAACAAAUGUUUUAAUCAACUUUUAAGAAGGUUUUUUUUUGGGGGGGGGUCUGUUUUCAAGCCCUGCUCCCUUACUGUGCAUCUGUAGCUAGGAGUGAUCUCCUAGCCUUAUUCUAUUUCAGAAUGCCAAACGGCAGGCAGCAAAGCUAUCCCCCCACCACACACAAAAAAUCUGCUGGCUUUGUCAUUGGGAACACAGUUAUCCUCCAGAAACUAAAGUCAAAAAUAGCCCUGAAGUUUUGAUUUUAUACUUUAUUCACUUGUGAUUUGGGGAGAAAUUAUCAUGCAAACAGUAUCAGUGUUUAGUGGGUAGAAUUCCAGAUUUACAAACAAAGAGGAGUAACAAACUUUGUUGUUUAGAAUUGUACCCACAAAUUGAAAAAUGUGUAUAUCACUGAAUUUGUACAUCCUGUGUGUGUGUGUUUUAAGAUGUAUAAGUCUCAUGUUUUAUCUUUCAAGCUUGCUUCAUCUGCCCAAACUUGACCCUCGGGUCCCUGACGAGAUGCUCUAUGGACGUAUGGGGUACUUGUAUGCUUUGCUAUUUGUGAACAAACAAUUUGGAGAGGAAAAGAUUCCUCAAAACCAUAUUCAACAGGUACUGUGCCCAUUUCCUCUUCCACCUUAAACUAUUUAAACUAUUCAUCUUCUCUGCCUCCUGGGGGGAGGGGGAGUCCUGUUGUACAAGCAGAAAUCCUUGUUCAUCUGAUGGGAUGCGGUAGUUGAAUGCUACGCACAUUUAGUCCAUGAUUAUUAUUUUUUAGGGACUUGUCCGCACUUUUGGGUGCCCCGUGCCUGGAAAACACAGGUCCAAGCGGUUUCCCCCUUGCUCCACUCCUUUCCCAGAGAAAACCCACUCCUUAGCUCUAAAUCAGAACAAACACCAGUGUGUGGAAAACAUGAUUGCUGUUUGCUCCAACUGAGUGCUAAAGAGUGUUCCCACCCCGAGAAAGUGCUGGGGCCUGAGGGAGUGUGGAUAAGCCCUAAGUUUGACCUUGACAAACAAAAUUUCAAAGCAUCCAUUUCAGAACAGUAGUCACUUGAGAAAAGCAGAAAUAAUUGACUGCUUUUCUAAACUGAAAGCUUCAGAAUGUUGCCAUUGGCCACUUCAGUUUGUUUGUUUGUUUGUUUGUUUGUUUUUGUCAUCCACCAUUUAUUUCUGAUUUUCCUGCAGGUCUGUGAGGCAGUCAUGGCAUCUGGUGAGAACCUAGCCAAGAGACGGAACUUCACAGCUAAGAGCCCCCUGAUGUAUGAAUGGUACCAGGAAUAUUAUGUAGGAGCUGCUCAUGGCCUAGCAGGGAUCUAUUACUAUCUCAUGGAGGUGAGAGGCAUCCUUCAGAGUGGAGGAGGUCCACUUGUCUGUACUGUAUGAAACUUCUGAUUGAUUGAUUGAUUGAUUGAUUGAGUGAUUGAUUGAUUGAUUGAUUUGUAUACCACCCUUCAUCUGAAGAUCACAGGGCAGUUCACUACAUAAAAAUACAAAAUAGAAACACGAAAGACAUAAUAAAAACAAAAUGAAACCAUAACCCCCCCCAAACCCCACAUUUAAAUGGACAUAGGAUGUUUAUCAGCUAAAGGCCUAGUUGAAGUGGAACAUUUUCUCCUGGUGCCUUGAAGGUGCCCAGUGAGCCUCCCUGGGGAGAGCAUGAGAGCAUUUCCCAAAUAGGGAGCCACUGCGGGGGUGGGGAGAAUUUUCAUGUUGCUACCCUCCAGACCUCUUGUUUUGCCCCAGAGACAGAAAAUGAGAAAAGACACAAAGUUAGCAUAUUUGAUGCAUUGAAAGCUGGCUGAAUCAGUGCUUCAUCUGUGAUUUAACAUGGUGCUUGUCUUUUAUCUCUCAGCCUGGCCUUGGAGUGAGUCAGGCAAAGCUGCACAAUGUGGUCAAGCCCAGUGUGGAUUACGUCUGCCAGCUGAAGUUCCCGUCGGGCAAUUACCCGCCAUGCAUUGAAGAUAAGAGAGACCUGCUGGUCCAUUGGUGCCACGGUGCUCCUGGCGUUAUCUACAUGCUCCUUCAGGCCUAUAAGGUAAGCAGGAGGCUUUGCCAAAGAGAGAUGGGCAAUAACAGUAAGGAAACCUAACAAGUUUUCACCCCUGCUUACAAGGAGAUUGUAAUAUUUAAAUGCAAUAACUCCUCUGCCCCCUUCUGAAAUGGAAAUUAGACUUUUACAAAUGAUUCCUGAAGACGUCCUUGUCACGCAUCCUGAAUGCGGGACAUUCUUAUUGCUCAGAGUUGGCCAUGUGUCCUGUUCUGUGGUGAUUGACUAAUGGUGACAGCCAGUUGUGACUUAAAUAAUGGCCAUGCUCCUUCCAUUUAUCACUCCAAAAGUCUUUGAAGGUAAGGCAAAGUCACUGUGUUCUUGUCCAAGUUUGUGUGUGUGUGAGAGAGAGAGGCCACUCCUUGAUAAAAGAGCUAAUUGGCAAAAGUAUGCCCGAGUCCUCCCUGUUCCAGUCUCGGAUGAUGACGCCGCAGGGCAAAACGCUUCUUGUCUCCGCAGGUGUUUGGCGAACAGAAGUACCUCAGCGAUGCCUUGCAGUGUGCUGAAGUGAUUUGGCAGUGGGGGUUGCUGAAGAAAGGUUACGGGCUGUGUCACGGUACAGCUGGCAAUGCAUAUGCGUUCCUGACUCUUUACAACCUCACUCAAGACAUGAAAUAUCUCUACAGAGCCUGCAAGGUGUGACACACACACACACACACACACACACACACACACACACAUAUAUGAACUUUGUUUGGGAUGAGCAUGUUUUCUUUUGAGGUAGUCGUCAAAAGCAAUUUUUGGAUAAAGAAAAGGGCAUGCUAACAUCCUGAGAAGAAACUAAGCUGUAUCCACUAACUGAAGGUUGAUCCUAGCACAUGACAAAAUUGUUUGUGAUCAGCCUUCAAAUGCCAGCCAGCUAAGGACUCGGGGAGAUCCUCAACUUUAGUCAUACUUGGAAUAGAUCCAUUAAAAUCAAUGUACUUAAGUCCCUUGGUUUUAGUGAAUCUAUUCUGAGUAUGACAGAUGUUUGAUAUCACUCUUGGGAUGUGGAAUACUUUUCUUUUUUUAAAGGCUUGUCUGCAUUUUGAAAAGAGCUCACAGGCGGCCCCAAAUGAAGAUUAUUUGUUGCCUCUGGAUCAUGAGCUCUGAGCAGCCCGUCUCUGCUUCAGGGUUUUCCCCAGAUUUAGGAAAUCAUGAAAUGUGAUAAUAAUUGGAAAGCUGGCCUUCACAUGUUGCAAAACCUCUGUGCGCAAGGUGCUUCUAUUAAUGAGUCACUCAUAUACAGGUCACAGUAAUUAAAAGUGCAUGACCUGUUUUUCUAAAAUGCUUGAUAUGAUGAUACUUAAAGUGUAGCAGUAGCUGUGUGAAAAAUACGAUGUCCCUGUUCCAUGUUUCUCUUCCUGCCACCUUUGGCAGAUCUGUGGUGAUCUAUGUCUAAUGCUACUCUGCCUCACAUCUUUCAGUCCCAGGAUUUAAUUUGUCCCAGGGCUCACUGGCGUAUCAGAGGCAUUCUGCUGAUUAUAUAACCCCUGAUUAUACAGAGGUACUUAAAUACAGGAUUGUGCCUUAGCCUUCUUAACUUCUUUCUUUUCUUAGUUUGCAGAAUGGUGCUUGAGUUAUGGGCAGCAUGGUUGUCGGACACCAGACACUCCAUUUUCUCUCUUUGAAGGUAACCAUGUUAAGCUUGUUCCUCCUUAACGAUUUUCAGAUGUGAAUGUAUCUACUCCACAGUUCUCCCAGCCCAGAAUUCGGCAUCAGCUCACUAGAGCAUGUGGUUGAAAGUAAGCACAUGUGGGGCCUGGUCAAAUCAGCUGAAGCACUGUCAUUCGAAACUUAUACUGAAAAGGAAAACACUGUAGAGCAGGCAUCCCCAACCUUCGGCCCUCCAGAUGUUUUGGACUACAAUUCCCAUCAUCCCUGACCACUAGUCCUGUUAGCUAGGGAUCAUGGGAGUUGUAGGCCAAAACAUCUGGAGGGCCACAGGUUGGGGGUGCCUGCUGUAGAGGAAGUUAAGUUUGUUACGUCUAGCUGUGGUAGGCCUGGCUUCCCUUGUUCCAGUACUUUAGGCUGAAGCCCCCCAUAGCUCAGCUGGAUCUGUGGGUUGUCCUUAACAUCCAGGGAUCUGGGAUCCUGCUCCACUUGGAUUGCCACUCGCGUUGGCUUUCAGAACCAUUGAUCGGCUAACUCUCCAGGAUCCAAACAAACUUCUAAAGACUUUGCAGGGAUUGUUUGGCUGCCACCAGGCUCAGUAAAGAACCACAGAAACCAAUUCUGCAGGGUCCGUUGCGUAUGCUGCUCUAGAGCUAAGGAAACACCACGUUCCUUAUGCUGUAAGUAAUUGCUAUUCUAUGUCUUUUGUCUCCUCAGGAAUGGCUGGAACAAUAUAUUUUCUUGCUGACAUGCUGGUACCAGCCAAGGCCAGGUUCCCAGCUUUUGAACUGUAAAUUCCAUCCCAGCAUGAAGCUUGUUGCACUUCAUAUCUUUGGAAAAGGCAGAUUAAAUAGAUUUCAUCUCAUAUCUUGGCUAACAUGGGAAAAUCUUUGGGGUUUAUCAGUAUUUUACAUUCUUUUCAGUGUCCAAUCUGCUUUUAAAAGUUACUAGCUGUUUUAUUAUGUGCAUUGUUUAGGUUUACAGGUAAGGAACAGGGUUUUAAAGCUGGCAAAUGCACUAUAUUUUGUUGGAGUAUUUUUUAAAAAAAUCCUUGCUAUUUUAUGUAUCUUAUUUUGAGGAAGGGAGGCUUUUCCCAUUAUGAAUAUAUCUUUCUCAGUUUUAAUGAUAAGGGUGCAACUUGGUUAAUGUUUUGGAAAUAUAGAAGGGAUAAAAUAUAUGGAGCCCAGUUGUUUGUUGUGUGUGUGUGUUAUCCCUUCUAUCUUUCAAAUUACAUAACAUGUAAGAAAUAAGGAGGGGAAAAUACAGUUGGAAUUAAACAUACAGAGAAAAAAGGAGGUGUAAAUUUGGGUUAUUGCAUUCAUAAUCUUCAAGAAUAAUUAUUAAUAUUGGAGGGUAAUAACAUUUAUUUCCUGCUCCCCCUUGUGUUAAGAGGUAUUGUCCCCAGGGUCUUGUGAUACUCUCAUUUUCAAGCUGGAACCUUGGUGGGGGUUUUUAAGUAGCUACAGCUACAGGACAGGUUGUUCUUGAAUAGCAGCAGUGCUUGCUUAUGACGUUCUUCAAUAUCUCUGCAAAGGCUUGUAGCUAUGACAGGAAUGUACCAAAGUCUCGUCAUUCUACUUUUAAGCAAAGGUUCUGUUUACUGCUGCUUGCUUCAUCAGCACCCAGUGCAUAAGCUUAUAACCCCUUGAAGUGAUAAUGCAGUUUCUUCAGUGAAUGCUUUGAGAUCUGUGGCAACCUAGUCUAACAGAGAUAUUGUGCAUUUGCACGUGCUACCUCAUGUAUUUUUCAAUCUGCAACAGAUUGGAACUAAUUUGCAUCCUCUAUAGCGCAUCAGUGUGCUACCAGAUCUUUGUGAAAAGGGCUAUCUAAACCGUAAUUUGGUGUCGGACUGCAACGUGGCAUAAGCUUGACUUAAUAGUAGAUUCUCAAAGUAUUCUUAAAAGUGGAAAGUACCCGUAUGAAGUCAGGUAGGCAGCAAACCUCAACUGAUCUGGGGCUGUGUAAGUGAUAUGGAAAGCUCAAUUUCAGGUUCUGCUUCAGAGGAUGACGAGAUAGUUGGUCUCGGGGUCCUGGAAAAUGCCCAGAGUGCCUGCUGCUCUAUUGCUGCUACUAUGUUCCCUUUGUCCAGCGUAUCCAAUAUAUGAUCAGAUUUAGGCUAAAGCAUUUCUAGGUUUGCAUGUCCUGAUUCUCCGAGGUUAGGGGGACCCACUGAGGGGGCCUUGCCUGAGAGCCCCAAAAUCCUGGAGUCAGCCCUGGUAAGUGUCACUGAUAGCUGACUGCUUGGCUCCUUCCAGUUGAUUGUUGGAAGCGACUGACAACUCUGUAGUCUUCCCCAUCCCAUGUCAGCAUAAAUUACUAGGUUUUCCAGUGUAUAUUAUAAUGGAGCAGCUUAAAAAUACUUUCAGAGGAGCAGCAGCCAAAGGUUGAUUGGGAUCUGCUAGUAGAUUUGCUGUAGAUAAGUAAGUAGAUAAGUUUUAAUAAUAGUUCUUUAAUAAUAGUAGCAACAAAACAAAACAACUUUUCCCAUCUAACUUAAUCUGCUGAAAUGAAGAAAGCUAACCAGGAGCAUUAAAAGACUAUGAGCUAACUCUAAGGACAGAUCUUUUGUGUCUGCCUCUGGGUUGUAGAUUUUUCGGGUUCUAGCAGAAAUACAAAGUAGAUCUGAAAAACCUGAAGUUUACCCUGUCCUGUUUUAGACCAGUUGUUCUGAAGACGUUUCCAUCUCCUUGACUUUCAGGCAAAGCAUUUCCACACUGCCUUUUAAACACAAUGAAGCUAAUUUGCCUGUUGCCAGAUGUCACAGUUGUCACAAUUAAAACCGCUUUGGACCAGUAUCUUGUCUUAUAUUCUUUCUGAACAUCAGCUAUGUUGUGAAUAAAUUAAAAUUGCACUUCCAAGGAUAGAGAUUACAGCCUGCGCUGAACUUGCAUCUUCCCUUUAACUAUAGAUUCCGGGGCCCUCAGAGUAUGCAGUGAGUCUCCCCAAAAGGACACAAGCAAUUGUCAAGAGUGGCACAGUUUCUCUCUUCCAGCCCAACAUGCAUUGAUAGAGCACAGAGGUACACAUACCCCUCUCAAAAUCAGUAGCUGCACCCACGUGCACUCACGAAGUUUGUUGUUAAGCCCUUUUAUGGGUUCCUGCUUUGAGAACUGCUUCCCUCUAUUUGACGCCAGAGCCAAGAUGAGAGCAGGCAGUGCCUAGUGCUUGCCUAUGUCCUCAGCUACAACUUUAUUUUAACCAAGGAGGUUCACCGCAACAGCUUUGGGGAACCUGUGUGCCACAGAGUCACCAUGGCUACAGCUUUUAAUUUAGAAACAUUUGUACCAGCUUAUAUUUGAAUGUUUUUGAAACUGCAGGGGGAAAUGGCUCAUUGGCUGGAAGCUGUGAGACAUUUAAUAAAGUUCAACCCUGAAGAAUAGACUCUUAUUUUUCAUCUUUCACGUGCCCAUGUAUAUGUGUGUGCAUGCUUAUGUUCAAUACUCAUAUCCUAAAAUCAAAAAUUCCACAAAUAAAACAGAUUUUAGUUCUUAAAGUGUGGAAAAAUUAGCAUGCAUAUUGGGUUUACAGUGAACAAGGGUGAUGUGUAAUGUUUGUCAUACUUAGAGACUGCUUAAACCACAAAUUAUAAUGGGCCUACUCAGAGUAUGACAAAUGUUGCUUAUCACCCUGUGUUAUUUGUUAUUUUUAUAGACUUACAACAUGAUUACAACCUGCCUAUAAAUCUCUGUUACACAUCUGAUAAAAUUGUUUAGAGGCGCUUAACGGGCUGCUGCUUCUCCAGCAGGUGGUGCUGCCGUCUGGUGGGUUCUUGCCUCUCAUGAGCAAACACUGGGAUGCUGUCUUAAGGAUAAUGUAAACCAUUAAAGUCACCAGAUUCAAAAAUCUGUUAGUCUGUUGAAGCCAAAACUGUGGAGCCCUGUGCCUCCCCCCACACACACACCCUGAGAGCGUCUUGUGAAGUAUAAAAGCUGUUCAGUCAUGCAACAAUUAAAUGCUGAGGCUUUCAAGUGCUGCAGGAUUCUGCCCCCUUUCAGAGUGUCAGUGUUCCUUGGCUCUUAGGAUUUACUGCUGCUGAUUUUAAAUGGGCCGUCAUCUGAUUUUAACAGCAGCAUGGUUGCAGAAGUUUAGCGUGUGAGCCUUUUCUCUCUGUCCUAGGAAAACCCCUGCUAAAUUUAUGUGUAACAGGGUCCUUUUCCCCCCCUUGUUGUAUAAAUAAAAAACUUU
Molecule: messenger RNA, 32657 nt
Organism: Podarcis lilfordi (Lilford's wall lizard)
Lineage: Eukaryota; Metazoa; Chordata; Lepidosauria; Squamata; Lacertidae
Source: the annotation of a GenBank genome assembly